AGCGCGCGAGUCCACGUUUCUUCUCCUCCCACCCAGCGGGAGCACGCGCGCGUCGUGAUGUUCUCGCGGAUGCGGGGAACCACACACACACACACACACACACACACACAAGCACAGAACGCGCGCGCGAACCCGGGGGUCACCUUCUGUAGCGUCUCUGCGACGGAGAGGAGCCGCGCGCGCUUCCGACCUCACAGCGGAGAAAACACCAAUUAAUCGCGCUUGAGGAAGUUCUCUCUGCUGCAGUCGUCUCGGUUCUCCAGCCAGCUUCGCUCCGUCCACAGACAUGUCCAGCUCCUACGAUGAGUCCUCCGCCGCCGACGAGGCCAUGGACAGUUUUUGGGAGGUGGGGAACUACAAACGUGCCGUAAAGAGAAUUGACGAUGGCCAUCGACUCUGCAAUGAUCUCAUGAACUGUCUUCAGGAACGUUCCAAGAUCGAGAAGGCCUACAGUCAGCAGCUCACUGAGUGGUCCAAGAGAUGGAGACAGCUGAUCGAGAAAGGGCCUCAGUAUGGUUCUGUGGAACGAGCCUGGCUGGCUGUGAUGACGGAGGCGGAUAAAGUGAGUGAGCUUCAUCAGGAGGUGAAGAACGGCCUGCUGAACGAGGACGUAGAGAAGGUGAAGAACUGGCAGAAAGACGCCUACCAUAAACAAAUGAUAGGCGGCUUCAAGGAGGCCAAAGAGGCAGAAGAAGGUUUCAAGAAAGCCCAGAAACCAUGGGCCAAGAAACUCAAAGAGAUGGAAACAGCUAAGAAGACGUACCACAUGGCCUGUAAGGAGGAGAAACUGGCAGCGUCUCGCGAGGCCAACAGCAAGGCCGAGGCGUCCGUCACUCCGGACCAGCAGAAGAAACUGCACGAGAAAACGGAGAAGUGCAAACAGGACGUGCAGAAGGCGAAGGAGAAGUAUGAGAAGUCUCUGGAUGAGUUGGGGAAAUGUCAGCCGCAGUACAUCGAGAGCAUGGAGCAGGUUUUUGAUCAGUGCCAGCAGCACGAGGUGAAGAGACUCAACUUCCUCAAAGAGGUUCUCCUGGACAUCAAACGCCACCUCAACCUCACCGAGAACCAAAGUUAUGCGACAGUUUACCGCGAGCUGGAGCGCAGCAUCCUCGCCAUCAGCUCACAGGAGGAUCUGAAGUGGUUCAGCAACAACCACGGCCCCUGCAUGCACAUGAACUGGCCCCAGUUCGAGGAGUACAAUCCAGACGCCACUAACGCCGUGGCCAAGCGGGAGAAGAAGAAGCCGGACGGAGCUGCUCCUGCCACGCCCAGUACGGAGCACGGGGGACAGCCAGAAGACCCCGGCAGCGUGAGCAGCUACGAUAAGAACCAGGCGUACUCUACGGAGUGGUCCGAUGACGAACAGGCGGCCGGUUAUUCAGGAAAUGAGACUAACGGGGGCGGGAACUCGUUCGAGGACGACUCUUGCAGAGGAGGCGUGAGAGUGCGAGCGCUGUACGAUUACGAUGGACAGGAACAAGAUGAGCUCAGCUUCAAAGCAGGAGACGAACUGAUGAAGAUCGAGGAGGAGGACGAUCAGGGCUGGUGUAGGGGACGUCUGGAUAGCGGACAGACGGGACUGUACCCCGCCAACUACGUGGAGGAAAUCUAAUGAUGGAGGAAGACAUAACGCUGCGAUAUAACGGCCCAGCGCAGAGCCAGAGACUUCAGAGCGACACACACACACACACACGCGCGCACACACACACUUCCCCAACAAAAUAUGCUAAGCAGUCGCAUCUAAAAACAAACAAAAAUAAUGUCUUAGUAAAGCUUAAACAUUUAUUCACACAGUAUAUAAGCCUGCGGUGUGUGAGGGAGGGAGGAGCAUAUAUGUUACAUCCAGAAGCAUUUACUGCUAUAAUAUAUAUCAAUAUUACACACACACACACACACACACACACACACAUACAACCAUAUGCAAGUUCAGGGAAACAUAUUGAAGUGUGUUUGAUAUGAAAACUGUGCGGCUCGCUGCUUCAUGUCCGUCAUAUCGAUAAAAUCAAUACAUUUUUGAGGAAAAUCUUUAUGUAGCAACGUCACCGUGUGUGUGUGUGUGUGUGGCAGCAUAUGUACAUGUCCAUGUUCUUGCAGUCAUGUUGAGAAAACAGGAAUACACACACACACGCGCGCACACACACACACACACACACACACAGAGCAUGUACAUGCCAUUAUUCCUGUUUUCUACCAUCCAUUUUUAUGCUACAGCAAUCACACAGCCAUGCAUACAGCAAGAUGCUCCACUCAUGACAUUUCAUUAUUAUUAUUAUUAUUAUUAUUAUUAUUAUUAUUAUUAUUAUCAUUACUGGGUGCAGUUCUCAGAGUGGCCACAGGCUGACGGGGGGCAGUGUUGAGACACUCAGUUCUCAGUCCUCAGACACAGGAAGUGGAGAAACCUGACACGUGGAAUGAUCUGUCUCUCACUCGUGUCUCUCUCACUCUUGUCUGCUGUUCUGCAUUUGAUCACUUUAUCGCUCUUCUCAUGUCCAACAUCUGGUUGUUGUGUCUUCACAGACGGUUUAUCUGCUCAGUGAGCUCUCGGAGAACUCUGAGGGAAUGUCGUGUGAACACUUGACCUCAUCUACAAGCCCGAGUUUAAUGUGUUGCGUCAGUCCCCUUCACGUCUUAUCUUAUUCGAUCUCAUAAUGACGUGAACUACGUGCAGUUAUUUAUCCACACACAUCAUUCAUCAGCCAUCAUCCAGCUAACAGAAAUAUAUUUACUUCUUCCUGUAAAGCCCUGCUGCUUCGUGCUGAAGAUCUCAGAGGCGUUUAUAACACUAAUGUGAACAGCUACGCUAAAACAGCUUGAACUUUAUAUCUGUGAUCAUUAUAUCAGGAUUAUUUCAGCUCGGAAAUGAGCUUUAAAUAUAAACUGCAAAGUGAUAAGAGGAGAAAUUCUCUGCGUUCAUGACCGAGACGUGGAGACCGAGAGACGAGUCUUACUCAAGACGAUUCAAAUCACAACCGUAAAAGAUACAGAUAUAAAACUGUAAUAUGUAGUAAACAUAUAAAUAUAUUCUUAUAACUCUAUAAUGUGUAAAAAUAUAUAUAUAUUACUGACACAGUUGUAAAGCAACUUAAGUAAAUUAAAAAACAAUUAAGUAAAAAUGUUCAUAAUUCUUCAAGAAAGAUGAAGUUUCCCAACAGCUCCAGAUUUUAUCCGAGAUUGAAAUCCAAAUCUCAAGAAAUAGUGUUUUUAUUAUUUAUUUAUUUCCGAAGUGCUUUUUUUUUAAAAAAAAAACAAGAACAGGUGAACAUUUGAUUCAGUUUGAGUCUCACACAAAUGCAGCAGUUCUGCCUGAUAAAACAUUUAUAAAAUGUUUGUAAAAUGCUUAUUAAUGUG
This is a messenger RNA of Ictalurus furcatus (blue catfish), 3348 nucleotides long. RefSeq names its product protein kinase C and casein kinase substrate in neurons protein 1. Gene Ontology annotation, cellular component: plasma membrane; cytoplasm; endosome. The transcript has 10 exons. Gene Ontology annotation, biological process: neuron development; actin filament organization; cytoskeleton organization. The coding region runs from base 287 to 1612 and encodes 441 amino acids. The record is from RefSeq and is a predicted model, not a curated record. Gene Ontology annotation, molecular function: protein binding; phospholipid binding. Lineage: Eukaryota; Metazoa; Chordata; Actinopteri; Siluriformes; Ictaluridae.